AUAAUGAAUGCCAAUUGUCAAUAUCAUGGUUUAAGUAAAAUAGUAUAUUUGAUUAACACUGUGUAUUUUGAAAUUGGUUAAAUCAUUACAAUUAAAAUGAGUAAAAUAAAAACACAAACAAUUUCAGAUGAUAGGUGUCUUGUUUGUUUAGAAACAUCUUCAAAGUUAUAUCCUUUACGAGGACCAAUUGCAAAUUGUGAUGUAGAAGUUAGCACCAUGAUUACUUAUUGCACUUCUAUCGAGUUGGAUUUAUCUGAGGAUAUACCCCAAGGAGUUUGUGUGCCGUGUUUUAAAACAGUGAGAAUAGCCUACAACUUCAUUUUACAAUUUAGAGAUAAUCAUCUAAAGUUGAUUUCUAAACAAACAGAACCAGAUUUGGAGAAUGAAGUUUGUGAUAAAGACUCAGAUAGUGACAUCAAAAACGAAUUUAGUGAAAGUAGAAUAGUACAAAGCGAAGAUAACGAUGAUUCUCAACUAAUUGACGAUGAAAUUCAACAUUAUCUAGAAGGAGAACAAGAAGAUGUACUCGAUGAAAACACAAAGGAAGAAAUAAUCGAAUACGAAGAAGGGGAUAACCAGGAAGUUGUGCCGGAUCAACAAGAACUUGAAGAAUAUGAUCAACGAGAAAUUGACAUGGAAAAUAUGAAUAUACAACCGGUCACUGUAAAAGUUAUAAGACAAGUCCCUUCGUCACCUAAACAACCGCAAACUGUACUUAGGAGAAGAAUUAACAUUCGAUUUGCUUGCCCGGUUUGCCCUGGUAUGUUUUUCGCUUCAUUCGAAAGCGGACUUGUGCCCCACAUGUCUUUACACAGCGAAUAUUUCAAUUGUAAUAUCUGUUCGGAUAAUGCUGAAUUAUAUAACGGCGACUCUUUUCUAAAUCAUUAUAUGGGACUCCACAGAUACCAAUGUCCGUAUUGUGGGAAAAGUUUUAAUAAAACGGGGACCUUAACGGCACAUAUAAAGACCCAUUACAGGUUUAGGUUCCAUUGCAGUCAUGACGGUUGUCCAAAAUCAUUUCCAACGCAAUGGAGUUUGAAAAAACACGAAGCGGUACAUUCCAAUUCUUGUGAGUUUUCGUGUGCGGAAUGUAACAUGGAAUUUAAAACUUACGAUACUUUUAUGUAUCACCAGAAAAAGCACGGCGGAAGGAAGUUCUUGUGCAUGUGCUGCGGUAGAACUUUCUUGCAGUCUGUACAUUUGAAGUACCACAUGCAACAACAUACUGGAAUAAAGCAUUUCAAGUGUAAUUUUUGCGUUAAAAGUUACACUUCGUCGUCUCAGUUGAAGAAACAUAAAAGGCGACACCAUCCCGAGCAAAUGGAAGCAACGGAGAAUUCGUCGUUUGUAGUAGACAUUUUGUAGGUACUCAAACUUGUAAAUUUGAAAUAAAUAAAUAAUUUCUUCAAUGAAUAAA
This is a messenger RNA of Diorhabda carinulata, 1417 nucleotides long. Its product is annotated as zinc finger protein 680-like. Gene Ontology annotation, biological process: regulation of transcription by RNA polymerase II. The record is from RefSeq and is a predicted model, not a curated record. The transcript is spliced from 3 exons. Gene Ontology annotation, molecular function: RNA polymerase II transcription regulatory region sequence-specific DNA binding; DNA-binding transcription factor activity, RNA polymerase II-specific; zinc ion binding. The coding region runs from base 97 to 1365 and encodes 422 amino acids. Lineage: Eukaryota; Metazoa; Arthropoda; Insecta; Coleoptera; Chrysomelidae. Gene Ontology annotation, cellular component: nucleus.